AUGGGCGUCCAACCUGGAAUCCGAAUUCGACCUCAUCCGCGCCGCAAUCGGCGAGUUCCCUUUCAUCUCCAUGAACACCGAGUUCCCGGGAGUCGUCUUCAAGCCGUUCAACAACAACCACUCCUCCUACCUCCACCAAAACCCCUCCGACCACUACAAGCUCCUGAAAUCCAACGUCGACGCGCUCAAUCUCAUCCAGGUCGGCCUCACCCUCUCCGACGGCAACCUACCGGAUCUGGGAACCGGAGCGGCGUAGAGGUUCAUUUGGGAGUUCAAUUUUAG
Linum tenue is the source of this 282-nucleotide messenger RNA. The record is from the annotation of a GenBank genome assembly. NCBI's taxonomy places the organism in Eukaryota, Viridiplantae, Streptophyta, Magnoliopsida, Malpighiales, Linaceae.